Messenger RNA from Lingula anatina, 933 nucleotides. Its product is annotated as putative peptidyl-tRNA hydrolase PTRHD1. Gene Ontology annotation, molecular function: peptidyl-tRNA hydrolase activity. The record is from RefSeq and is a predicted model, not a curated record. NCBI's taxonomy places the organism in Eukaryota, Metazoa, Brachiopoda, Lingulata, Lingulida, Lingulidae.
AUGCAGCAGGUCCAACAUGUCUAAAAGUGCACCAGUUCUUGUUCAAUAUGUCCUGAUUAGAAGCGACUUGAAGUGGCCAACAGGGGCGUUAAUUGCUCAAGCGUGCCAUGCGUGUACUGCCGUCAUGCACCUAUUUAGAGAAGAUCCUAAUGUUAAAUCAUAUACUGAAGAUUAUACGCGGAUGCAUAAAGUCGUUUUGGAGGCUAAAGAUGAAGAAAGCUUGACCAAAGUUUCAGAGUCACUGACCUCAGACAAUAAAGACUUUCAUCUUUGGAUAGAACAGCCAGAAAAUAUACCAACAUGCAUUGCCACAAAACCAUACCAUAAAGAAGAGAUACAAACUUAUUUUAAAAAAUUUAAACUCUUUAAAUGAUAUUUGAACCUUAUUUCAUAUAGUGCAGCAUAUUUAUAUUGAGACUGUGAAAACCUGGAACAAAAAAGUUGACUUAUUCAAAGAGUGGAGCAGAAUAAAUUAAUAGAAGAUAAUGUGAUAAGGUAUAUUUUUCACCAGAAUAUUAUAAGCUGAAGCAAAAGUUGGAUUGGAAUGAAAAAAGUUUUACUUAUAGUAUUUGCUUUGUUUUGUGCUUAUGUUCAAUGUACUAGUUUGCCAUCAGCCCUAUUCACAAUACCAAACAUUUCAUGAAUCAAAGGAGCUACUGUUGAUAAUACCUAAUAUCUCGUGAGAAAGGAAUGCCAUGUUCCAAUCUUUAAUUCCACGAAGAGUGCAAUCAAAAUUAAAAGACAACUGUCAAGUAUUGUCAUUGUUGACGAACUGGUACACAAAGCAGGUUUAACUUGACAUCUUGCCCUUUAUUUAGAAAUAAAAAAGUCUUGGUAUUUAUUUUAAAAUAUUUGAGAUUUUUUGUAGCUUGUUUGUUCUUCUGUAUCAACAUACAGCAUCUGAGCUUGUCUGUAGAAAACUAAGAACAAGGC